AUGGAGGCAAAUCCUACAUUUAGGAAAAGACUUCCUCUUGCAGAACAUAGGGAAAGCCAGAGAUUGGUAUUUGCAUGCUUUCCUGCUGUUUCCUCCAGAGAUGCAGAAGAUGCCGUCUAUGCCCGCGAUGGGUAUGAUUAUGAUGGCUAUCGUCUUCGGGUGGAGUUUCCCAGGAGCGGGAGAGGAGGUUUUGGCGGUGGUGGCGGCGGCGGAGGAGGUGGUGGUGGAGGCGGCGGUGCUCCUAGGGGCAGAUAUGGACCCCCCUCCAGACGUUCAGAGUACAGAGUGAUCGUAUCGGGGCUUCCACCGAGUGGCAGCUGGCAGGAUCUGAAGGAUCACAUGCGCGAAGCAGGUGAUGUAUGUUAUGCUGACGUUUUCCGAGAUGGAACUGGGGUGGUGGAGUUUGUUCGCAAAGAAGACAUGACCUACGCUGUUCGCAAACUGGAUAACACAAAAUUCCGGUCGCAUGAGGGAGAAACCGCGUACAUCCGUGUGAGGGUGGACGGCCCCCGCAGUCCGAGCUAUGGACGAUCAAGAUCAAGGAGCCGCAGUCGCAGCAGGAGUCGCAGCCGCAGCAACAACCGUAGCCGAAGCUACUCCCCGCGCCGCAGCCGAGGAUCCCCGCAGUACUCCCCGCGUCAUAGCCGCUCCCGCUCUCGCUCCUAAACAUGCCCCCUCGGAGCCCUUGAGCCAUGUUUUUAUAGUCUUUACACAAACCCCAUGUUUUAAUUCCACCUUUCUUGUUUCAUGAGACACUGAUCUUAUGUUUUGUUUUGUUUUUUUUCUCCCUGCAAUGGUUAUUUUUAAAUACGCAUUUUUAUCCCCUUUUUUUUCUUUCAUAGACCAAACGAAGGGUUAUGUAAUGGCUCCCAAUAUUUUUGUAAAUGCCAUGUAUGAGUUAUUCAUGGGUUAGUGGGUUUCUCAAUUGUUUUAUGCUGUCUUCCUCUAGACGUGACACAGAACUGAUGCUUUGUAAUAAAGGAUUGCUAAAUCUAA
This is a messenger RNA of Puntigrus tetrazona (Sumatra barb), 996 nucleotides long. RefSeq names its product serine/arginine-rich splicing factor 1A-like. Gene Ontology annotation, molecular function: mRNA binding. The transcript has 4 exons. Gene Ontology annotation, cellular component: ribonucleoprotein complex; cytoplasm; nucleus. The coding region runs from base 1 to 666 and encodes 221 amino acids. The record is from RefSeq and is a predicted model, not a curated record. Lineage: Eukaryota; Metazoa; Chordata; Actinopteri; Cypriniformes; Cyprinidae.